Onychostoma macrolepis is the source of this 1271-nucleotide messenger RNA. RefSeq lists its product as uncharacterized. Lineage: Eukaryota; Metazoa; Chordata; Actinopteri; Cypriniformes; Cyprinidae. Bases 30 to 650 code for a protein of 206 amino acids. The transcript has 5 exons. The record is from RefSeq and is a predicted model, not a curated record.
CUACAAGGAGCCAGCACGAACCCUAAUAAAUGUGUAUGAGCCCUGCCCCCGGAAGGACUGCUUUAGAGAGAAGAGGAAGGGUUGUAGGAGAGUUUGUUGUCAUGCCGUCGAGACGCUGUUAUUUUCACCCCAAACGCAGGACGUCUUUGUUCGCCCUUCCUAGGGACGCUGGUCUUAGGGAGCAAUGGUUAAAAUUCAUUUUUAACUCUGUUCCUGAAAAAUAUAAUCUCAAUAUAGCUGUCUGUGCUGCACAUUUCACGGAGGACAGCUUCCUCAAUAUAAACGAGUUCAAUGCCGGAUUCGCACAAAAGCUUGUCCUGAAAGAUGGAGCAGUUCCCACUUUAAAAACAGAAGCUGCUGUUUAUGGGCCACAGCCUGUAAGCACACAUGAAGAUUUGGCCAGGGUGCAUCAUGUGGCCUGCCAGACGGACCCACCAAAACUGUGCACAGUUGCCACCCAGCUUUCAAUAACCACUCUACGACCUCACUUCAGAAGCACAGGUGUACAGGCAACCAUGCCGUGCCCUGAUGUUGAUGUUGGCACCUCAGAACCACAGCUGUCAUCAGCACCAAUAAAGAUGCCUCGCUUGGAGCUGAAGGAGGAAGAGGAGGACCAGGAGAGCCACUGGGUUCUGCAAAUGAUCGUGUAGAUGCUGUCACAACUUUUACUGGCAGCAGAUGUGACAAUGGAAUCUUCCAAGACAGCAAUAUAUAUUGUUUGUGAAAACUUCCUGCUGGAGCCCUUUGUUGGAGUGCCCUGUAUGUCAGCGGGUUUCAGAUGUGCGGACAAGAAGGGUUGGCACAUUCCUCUCAGUGGUGCCCACACAGAGUUCUCCAGAAAUUUGCAGGGAAAGUCCAUCUUUCUGUUGCGGUGUAUGCCACUGGUGCCUCUUUAUUCAGACUUGAAAAGAUUUUUCAGCAGUGCAACUGAAAAUGAUCCACUGCCACCUUUCGAAGGCAUGCCCAGAUGAGCCUGCAGCUGUACGUGGAUGGCUUGUUGCAGAAUCUCAGUUGUCCUGGCAGAACAUUGUCCUAUGAAGUGACCGACUGUCUUAUAGAUAUAAAGCAAGACAUAAUAAAGUAGCGUAUGGAAUGUAAAAAUACCUGUAACAGCUGAAAUCUUUUUUUUUUUUCUUUUGGAAGAAUGUUAUAAUUUUUACAUUGAUAUUCAAUCAGUUAUGCUGUGCCUGCUGUUAUACAGAAUAAGUGUGUUUAAAAAGCUCUGAUGUUCAGUUCAGAAAACUUUCAGACAAUAAAACUUUGUACAAACA